UUAGGAUUGAAAAGUACGCGUGUCUCUGUUUGUCAGUGUAGAGAGCAGAAUGUCAUUUUUGUGAAACUAUGGCCACUCAAACGCGAUGUUCGCGGAUUAAUGAUUUAUGUAAACCGAUUACGGUUAAUAUUAUGACACCAUCUCAUGAACCAAGCUCCGUUAUUGUAAUAAAAACCAUAAAAUAUAUACUAUAUCAACGACAGCAAAUACCUUUCACUUACGAGUUUUUAAUGGACCUCGCCUUGAAAGGCAAAGCAGUACUCAAUGAUUCAAAAAUUAAAGAGGGUGCAACCACAGAAAAUAUUAGUUUAUGCACCUUGGUUGUAACGGUACUAAGGAUUUCAUCUGAGUUAAAAUUUCCUAAUUUCACUAAGAAUUCUUCUGGGAUUGUGAUCACUUCAUGCCAUAAAAUGUUUCACUGUUUUGGUCACUAAUGCAAGUGGUCUACAGAAGUGUUAAAAGGGCGUGGUGGUCACUUUCAGGACGUCAGAACCCAGUGGAAAAAAUAUCAAAAAAUUGUUGAAUCAUUUGAAAUGUUGGAAGAAAUAUUUAAGAAUGUGCGCCAGGAACUUGACCAGUGUAACAACCAUUUAGUGCCUGAAGUGAUGAUAAUACUUGGCUCCACACCAAUGAGCCCAAAAGAAGUUUAUAGAAUCAUCUUGCCUCAGCAUUCAAGAAUUUCUUCAACAAGUGACAUAGCACCAAAAACAAAUAUUUUUCACAUGUUCAGGGGCAUUAUGACUUGUGAAGAGUUGCAGAACUUUGUUACCAAGUCACUCAGCACUACUAACACCUAUCUGUUUGUGAAAAAGAGAGCUGGGCUGAAUAGUCCAUGGCUUCUUCCCAAAAGACUGUAUGAACCACCUAACAUGGGGCAACAUAUUAUAUUUUCAUUGAAAGGUUCUACUAGUGAAGAACAGCCUAUCAGCAGUAAUGUGGAUAAUGAUACUGGUCAAGAGGCAGAGAUUUAUCCAGAUUAUGCUUUAGUGACUGAAGAUAGUGAAGAACAGUUCAGGCUUCCUUACAAUGGACAUAAUCUCUUACGUAGAAACAGUUAUGUAUCACAUGACCUAAAAAAGAAUUCUGUGGAUAAGAAUUUUGAUGACAUGCACUGGUACCAAGCAAAACAUGUGUUCAGAGGGUUUGUAAAUGAGCUGCAAUUUUAAUUCUGUGUGUGUGUGUGUGUGUGUGUGUGUGUGUGUGUGU
This is a messenger RNA of Schistocerca cancellata (South American locust), 1206 nucleotides long. RefSeq names its product MAD2L1-binding protein. Gene Ontology annotation, biological process: regulation of exit from mitosis. The transcript is spliced from 5 exons. The coding region runs from base 534 to 1166 and encodes 210 amino acids. The record is from RefSeq and is a predicted model, not a curated record. Gene Ontology annotation, cellular component: nucleus. NCBI's taxonomy places the organism in Eukaryota, Metazoa, Arthropoda, Insecta, Orthoptera, Acrididae.